CUGAAUGGGUAUUUCCGACAAAGAAACCGAAGUGGUGACAGUACGUCAAAGAUUGGUAAGGCAACCAUCUUAGAGAUUGAAGCGACGAUUGCUACCUUUUCAAUUAAGUUUGAAAACGUUAGUCCGGCAUGAUGCACUUUCAAAAAUUUUUGUUUUGGUUAUUUUCUACUUUUCUUCGUCGAUGUGGUGCUCUUACCUCGCUAUUAGCUAUAGCGUUACAAUGCAAAAUAAUUAAUUCCAUUAAAGGCCACUAUUUUACCUGAAAAACUGAUGGAUUAAAAAACAACGAGCAACAAAAUAGAUGUCGGCAGGUGCCCAUACAGAGGCUCUAUAGUGAUACUUGAUGUGACAACAGGAAUGUCAUAUACUUGCCAUUCUACGCUGUAAUUGAAUGGUUUCAAUUGAAAUUUAGGCAUGCACAUUCAUUUAAAAAGAAACACAAAAUGAGAUUGUUAGAUCUACGAUUAGACUAUAAGGCUAUAAAGGUGAUCAGAGAUUUACACUUAAAAUGUAUAAUAUAUUGUUGAGUUUUGUCGAUUGUGGUCCUAGGCCUUAUCAUGGUGGUUUCACAUUGCUUUUGGUCCCAAAAAUUAUGUGAAAGGCAUGGACAUGAUACUGUAUAAAAAUGAGAUUAUUAAACUCAUAUCGUGCCUGCAACAUCAUGCAUGUACAUCCGUUAAAAUUUGUCACUUGUCGGUUCAUGUCAUUUUUACUCUCGCUUAAUUAAGUCAAAAUUUGUCAGUGAAUUUGUCGGUACUGACAAACCGACAAAAUUUGUCAGUUGUCGAUUCAUGUCAGUUGAACUGUCGCAUAAUUAAGUCAAAAUUUGUCAGUGAAUUUGUCGGUCCGGACAAACCAGCAAAAUUUGUCAGUUGUCAGUUUGUCAGUUCAUGUCAGUUGAACCCUAGCUUAAUCAAGUUAAAAGUUGUCAGUGAAUUUGUUGGUACUGACAAACCGACAGAAAUUUUGCAUUUGUUUGCCAAAAUGAGGAUUUGUAUUUAAAGGUUGAAUGAAAACUUGAACCUUAUGAUAGUGAGAAGCACAAAACACUGGACACUGAGGGGGCCAUGGAAAGUUUUCCUGUUAAGCGGAUUGACUUUACAUAAAAUGCAAGGGCUUUCCUCAGGGACAAAGAAAACUGAUGUAAUGAUGAGGUGUCUGUCUUUCUAAGCGGGAGUCUGUAAAACUCAGUUUGACUUUAUAUUGUGAUGGGAUCGUUUCUUCAGGAAUACAUGACAAGGACAUUGUAGCCAUUCUGCAUCUGCUGGUUGCCUUGGCACGUCAUUUUGAGUGUCCACAGAAACUGCCCAGUGGAGUUACAAUAAACACAGUCAUUGUGCAGAAGAAAGGAGGCAUUCUACUUCCUCAGAAGGUUGUUCAGGAGAUAACCGAAGUGACUAAAGGAGAAGAGUAAGUAGCGUGAGCGUCAAGAGCCAUUAUUGCUUAGAAUGUCAGAUACAACUGUUGAUGUCUUGUGUUAAAGUGUAAAGUCUUGCUACAGAGUAGGUUUUUUUGAGGCCCUAUUAUACUUAAGGGGUACGUAUAUAACCUUAGUCUGAAUUUCAAAACCAUUUGUUUCAUAUCUUGCAAAGGAAGCCGUGUCCCUGUUGAUAUUAAUUUUUGUAUAUUGUAUGUGCAUAUUUUUUAGCGCUGUUGCAGUUUUAACACAUCUUUUUGUCGUUUGUCAAAAUUUCUUCUUUCUUAUGUCGCUGUCUCAAGGCCAUGUUGCUUGUUGAAAUUUUACGCUAAUUUUAAUGAAUGACAGUGACCAUUUUUUAUGAUCUUUAAAUCACAGAAUUUAACUCUCAUUUUUCGUUUUCAGUGAUGAAGGAAAGCCUGGUAUGUCGUUGCAAUUCUUUCUAAACUUUUUUCAUGGUUGUGGCUGUUUUCCUUAACUUUUUGUCUAGUCAGUCAUUUAUAUAUCGGCUCAGUUUUUUUCUUUUCAUUUCUAGAAAGAGAUACUUUUGAUGCACUGUUUGAUAAUGCACCAGAGAAGCUAAAUGUGGUUAAAAAGGUAUAUGCAAUUUAAUUUUUGUGAAAUUAUGGCAGCCCUUAAAGUACUUUACAAUAAGGUACAUCAAGUAAUUGCCACAGAUUUGCCUCGGUCAAAGUCCAUCUAUCUGAUCUGAAAACUGUUAAUUAUUUAAAGAGAUCCAAGACAGAUGAAGUGUUUUGCAAUAGGCUGUUUUACAAUAUGACGUCAUUUUAUGAACCACAAUGCUUCAGUGUUUUGCUUUCUUGUGCAAAUUAGGGCUUUCAUUGUUUUAAACCUCACUAGGAUUUUCAAUUAUAAAUAUGAAAGGAAAAAUGAAAUAGAGUCUGGUAUUAGUAACAGUAAAAUGACACUGUUGUGCAAGCUGUGGCCAAUUCUGUGAGAAAAUUGUAAGACAUUCCAAAAAAGUAUAAUAUUAUGGUAAUUACCGACAGCUGAUUGAUUGAUUGAUUGAUUUGCAGUCUCUGCAGAGUUUUGUUAACAAGCAUCUAAGCAAGUUAAGCCUGGAGGUUGACAAUAUUGACUCACAGGUACUAAUGAAGUACAGGGUUAUUAUGAAAUGGGAAUUUUGCCCCAGCUACCAGAAUGAAUAUGACCUUUGGCUUCUUUUGUAGGAAAAUAGUUCCAAUAAAAAUCCUUAGCUGUUUGUUCCUGCCUACAUGUUUUGUUCAGCCAGCAAGUUGAAAUCUUAGAGAUAUUCCUGGAACUAGACAAGACACACCAUACAACAUCACCAUUUUAAAGCAACUUCUAAAUCAUCCUUAUGGUAUUUUAAAUUGUUCAGACAAUCAACAUAAAGGUGAUGAGGAUGAUCAGAACUACAUAUAAAUCAUGAAAAUAAAAGGUCUUAUCUUUAAAACAAAUUUUCCUGUUACUUACAGUGUAUACAGUGUACCAAUAUUGAAAGAUGUAGAGAAAGAAAGUCUGUAACAGUUAUGUUCGUAUAGGAUUAUUUUUUGAAGAAGUGGGGUAGUGGAUCCAUGGGAUAUGGGGGAGGAGGGGGCGGGGGCUACUUUAGAGCAAUCCAUGAAAAUUUAUCAUGACAUUGUGGGAGCUCACUACGUAAACUUUGGGGGUUUUCACUUUUGGAACUUUAGGAUAUACAUACUUUAGUAAUAAAAGGAACUGCUGCCCUUUAAAUAGAUUAUUGAUUAAUUAAAAUUGUUCAUUUUUUUCAUUUUUGUUGCCUUAGUUCCAUGAUGGUGUUUACCUUAUCUUUUUGCUGGGGCUUCUUGAAGGUUUCUUGGUACCACUGUACCAGUAUUACAUCACACCAGCAAACAAAGAUCAAAAGGUAUGCUGCAGUUAAUAGUUUAAUAGAAGUAGCGAUCGCGUUUACUCCAUCUAGUGCAGUUCGUCAAAUGUUGGCAAAUUAUUCUGGAGUUGAAUUUUAAAGGAUUGUUUCAAAGUACAGGAAAAGAAAAAGAACUUGGUUGUCGUGUGUGCCCGUCCUCCACAAAACGUGAAAUUAGGCGCUUUCACUUCGUAGUCGUGCAGUGACGGCAGUGGCAUAUACAAAAAGCUUGAUGCAUGUGCAAAGUUGUUGUUUUGCUUAUGAAACCUAUGCUUUUUUGCCGUUCUCGCUGCUGUCGCCGUCGUCUUUGCUUAAGCUCCAUAUUACCUUCUCGAUAAAACGUGAAACGAGGCAAAAGUCGAAAAAGAAAAAAAAAUGUACCAAAAAGUAUGCUGCACGUGCAAAGUUCUUCUUUUGCUAAUAUAAACUUACUGCUUUUUUGACAUUCUCGUUGCGGUCGCCAUCUGCCUAAAGAUACGAAGCCUUUACAACAUCCCUGUUGUUUGAGCUCGCUCAUUACUGGUGUUUUCAUUUUUCAAAACAGCUCCAUAAUGUUGCUUUAGCCAUUGACCUCAUGAGAGACAGUGGAAUGAAGUUUCAUGCCAAACCUGAAGGUAAAAAGUAAAUGAAAAGUAAAUUUAAAGGUGAAAAGCUGUAUCUCUAAGAGAAGAUAAUUCUCGGCUCAUAAUCUUGGUCGGUUCUUCGGCGCGGAGGGGGGAAACUUGAAAAUGGUAUAUAAAAGGGUACGGGGUUGAACCUCGGGGCGGAGCCUUCCCGCAGAAAUCUUUGUUGAGUACCCCCCGGGUCUAAAAAACCUCGGUUUAACGUGUGCUAAACCACUGUAAUUAUUACGAGAUUAAGCGGGGAGGGUGACCCCCAAACAGUGUUCCCCCCCACUUAUUCCCUCCAAGUAUUCAGUCCCUUUUAACAUCGUGUGGUAGCGGAACAGAAGUUGCAACAGGAAAAAAUCUGUGUUGAACGGUGAAAGAAAGAGGACAGUCUCAAGGACAGUCAAUCCAAACAAUACCAAUCUGAAUCACAGUCACUUUGAAUAUUGGCCGCCAUCUGAACAACACUGAAGCAAAUAAAUCACAGGGGUUGUUUACUGUUGACUAAAAGUUUCCGAAAAAUCCGGCUGGAAAGUACAUGGAACAUGACUCUUUAGGUCUUUCCAGCGGAAAAUUUUCAGGAGCAACGGAACAUCUGAAAAGCUAGUCGUGUUUUUUCCGGACGGAAUAGAGCGAGUUUUGUAUGACCUUGAAAUGAAAACGCGCGAACAAAACAGAAACAACAAACGAACGGAAAUAGAGCGAUUUGAUUGGUUUAUCGAACGGAAACAAACGCGCAUGGCUUUUGGUUGGUUAAGCGAACGCUCAGGUGAAAAAAACUUCAUGCCUGAGAACUUUCUAGAAAUCAAUCGAUACUUCGCUUUGACGUCGUACUGCAACACAAGUGGACAAUCGAGCAAUGCCUUCUCCAUAUUAGGGUUUUCUUUAGCGGGAAAACGAAGAGUCCAUGUUUUGAUCUUUUCAUCCAUUGGCUGAUAAAACAAAUAACAAACACUUACCGAAACCAUUUUUUAAGGUCAUACGAAAAUCGCUCCAUUCCAAACGGAAGUUUGUGUUCCAUUUCUUCAAAGCCAUCGUUGAUACCAGUUCCAGGCAGUUUCAGUAAAUGGUUCGACUGGUAUGUACAAACGGUCAACGCGAUUCCGAGGCAAAUUUUACCAGUCCUGAAUUUUGCGUACCGUUUGCCCUAGCCGAGGAUCGACUGGUUUGAACUUUCUUGUUAACGACUGAGCUUAUUUGUUUGUUUGUUUGUUUGUUUGUUUUUGCAGAUGUGGUUCAGAAGGACCUCAAGUCAACACUCAGAAUACUUUACUCGUUGUUCCAAAAGUACAAAAAUAUGAAAUAA
This is a messenger RNA of Porites lobata, 5201 nucleotides long. The record is from the annotation of a GenBank genome assembly. NCBI's taxonomy places the organism in Eukaryota, Metazoa, Cnidaria, Anthozoa, Scleractinia, Poritidae.